Psylliodes chrysocephalus is the source of this 1283-nucleotide messenger RNA. NCBI's taxonomy places the organism in Eukaryota, Metazoa, Arthropoda, Insecta, Coleoptera, Chrysomelidae. The record is from the annotation of a GenBank genome assembly.
GUGAAGAAGAAACACUACAUUUGACAUUUGAUUUGACAAACACAGACAGAAACGUCAGUCGGCUAAAUACUUGUUACUUGCAGUUUUUCGUAUUUCAAACAUUUAUUAAUUAUAUCUAUAAUAAUUUCAAUAAUUUAUACCUUUAUUUGUAAUUUAUUUUAAGAUGUUUCUUACGAGAAGUGAAUACGAUAGAGGAGUAAAUACUUUUUCUCCAGAAGGGCGAUUAUUUCAAGUCGAAUAUGCCAUUGAAGCGAUUAAACUGGGAUCAACCGCUAUUGGAAUAUGCACAAGCGAGGGUGUCGUUUUAGCAGUUGAAAAACGUAUAACUUCCCCUCUGAUGGAACCCACUACUAUCGAGAAGAUUGUAGAAGUCGACAAACAUAUUGGAUGUGCUGUUUCAGGUCUUAUGGCAGAUUCACGUACCAUGAUCGACAGAGCUAGAAUAGAAUGCCAAAACCACUGGUUCGUUUACAAUGAAAAUAUCAGUAUCGAAUCAUGUGCACAGGGUGUUUCAAAUUUAGCAAUCCAGUUUGGCGAUUCAGAUGAUGACGGUGCUGCAAUGUCCAGACCAUUCGGUGUGGCAAUCUUGUUUGCUGGUAUUGACGAGAAAGGACCUCAGCUAUACCAUAUGGAUCCAUCUGGUACUUUUGUUCAGUUUGAUGCAAAAGCCAUCGGGUCCGGUUCAGAAGGGGCGCAACAGAGUCUACAAGAAGUAUACCAUCGCAGUAUGACUCUAGAGGAAGCGACGACUGCAGCGUUGACCAUUCUCAAGCAGGUUAUGGAAGAAAAAUUGAAUUCUGCUAAUGUAGAAGUUAUGACAAUGACUCCAAAAGACUUUUUCCACAUGUUUACUAAGGAUCAAGUGGAAGAGUCACUAAAAGGUAUGGAAAAAAUAGAGCCUGAACAUCAACGAAGCAGCUUAGAAAGUGGUUACAAAAAAUCACCUAGCAUCAUGUAAUCAGAAAAUAUUAUAAUUUGUUUAGCAAAAUGUCCACAAAAUAACAUUUACAGCAUCUUUCAAAUUUUGACUAAAAAUAAGUUAUUAGCAAACCGUGAUAAAGGUAUAAUGACUUACAUACCUUACAAAAAAAAUUGCAAGAAAAGUAACGGUUAUUAACGAAAUAUUCAUAUUUAUGAAAACCUUAUUUCUCUGUGUUCUUUAAGUUUCUUAAUAAAAGUUCAGAUACUGUAAAAAAAUUGAAUUAGAGGACAUUUUGUACACUUGAUAGCUUUUGACUUUACUUUGACAAUUUUUUUUUUUUCGAUCAAUAAAGAGUUUUUGA